This is a messenger RNA of Gallus gallus (chicken), 1666 nucleotides long. RefSeq lists its product as uncharacterized. The record is from RefSeq and is a predicted model, not a curated record. The transcript has a single exon. Lineage: Eukaryota; Metazoa; Chordata; Aves; Galliformes; Phasianidae. Bases 108 to 794 code for a protein of 228 amino acids.
GACCCGACUAGUGGAUGAGGCAAAGGCUGUGGAUGUAGUCUACCUAGACUUCAGUGAAGCCUUUGACUCUGUCUCCCACGGUAUUCUCCCAGAGAAGGUGGCAGCCCAUGGCUUGGGCAGGUGUACUCUGCUGCGUCAAAACCUGGCUGGACGGCCGGGCCCAGAGAGUGGUGCUGAAUGGAGUUCAAUCCAGCUGGCGGUGGUCGCUAGCGGUGUUCCCCAGGGGGUCAGCGUUUGGGCCAGUCCUGUUUAAUAUCUCGAAUGAUGAUCUGGACGAGGGGAUUGAGCGCACCCUCAAUAAGUUUGCAGGCCACACCAUGUUGGGAGGAAGGCUUGAUCUGCCUGAGGGUAGGAAGGCCCUACACAGGGAUCCGGAUGGGCUGGAUCGUUGGGCCGAGGCCAAUUGUAGGAGCAUCUACGAGACCAAGCGCCGGGUCCUGCACUUUGGUCACAACAACCCCAUGCAACGCAACAGGCUCGGGGCAGAGUGGCUGGAAAGCUGCGCGGAAGAAACGGAUCUGGGGGCAUUAGUCAACAGCCGCCUGAACAUGAGCCAGCGGCGUGCCCAGGGGGCCAAGAAGGCCAACGGCAUCCUGGCUUGGAUCAGAAAUCACGGAGUCAGCAGGACGAGGGAGGUGAUCAUCCCUCUGUACUCGGCGCUGGUGAGGCCGCACCUCGAGUACUGCGUGCAGCUUUGGGCCCCUCACUACAAGAAAGACGUUGAGGCUCUGGAGCGUGGCCAGAGGAGGGCAACGAAGCCGGUGAAGGGACUGGAGCACAAGACCUAUGGGUAGCAGUUGAGGGAACUGGGAUUGUUUCGUCUGGAGGAGGGGAGGCUCAGGGGAGAGAGACCUUAUCGCCUCUUUACAACUACCCGAAAGGUGGUUGUAGCGAGGUGAGGGUUGGCCGCUUCUCCCAGGUAACUAGCAACGGGACAAGAGGUAACGGCCUUAAGUUGCGCCGGGGGGAGCUUCAGGUUGGAUAUGAGGAAAAACGUAACAAGUUGUCUUAUUCCGCUUCUUCAAACGGUUUAAUUCAGAGUCAUUCACAGCUGCGAUCGUCACUCACGCAAGCGGAUCUACUGCUGACAAAUCGAGAUUCCUUGAGGAACGGCCACACAGUAAUUUCAUUUAGCAAGUUUCAACUAUUUAGAUUUUAAUGCAAAUAUUUAUUAGCAUUUUGAAACUCCCCCACUCCAGUAAGCCUUGAAUGCAAUCGCAAUUCAACAAAGACUCAAGUAAAGCCAGAGGCCUAACAAAGCACGAGAGGUGAUUACAUGCAAAAGCCUUACGGUGCCUGUAGCUACCCCUCCUACUGGUUAUGGAACAAUACUACGGCUUUUGUUUUUUUGGUUUUUUUUUGCUUUAUUGUUUGUUUGUUUGUUUGAUUGAUUGUUUUUUUAUGUUUUGUUCAUAUGUAAAAAAAAGAGAAAUGGACAAGGGCAGCCGAGUCUCAAAGACAGCAGAAGCGCAACAAUCGCCGACUCAAGUAUCACAAAGUCUUUUCCAUUUGGGAAAGUUUCCGCGGGAGAAAUUAAUUCUCUACGUCGCAAAAUCCGCGACUGAAAAGAAAGCAGUGGCAAAACUCCGAGUUUGGUUAAGAACAGGCUGACGCGCACCGGUCAGAAAUCAUGCAGGUAGAGUUUAUUUGGCCUCGCGACGGGGCC